AUGUAAAUUGACACUUGGCAGCUCCAUGAUUGGUGGCCUUAUUCUCGCCUUUGGUGGGGUGGUGCUUAGUGCUGCUGCUGCUGCUCCUCGGCCUGCUCUGGCUUUGCUGUGUCUAAAUUGUAGAACCCUUGCUUUUCUGAUACGCCUUUCAUCAGCAACUUCGGGUUUGGCAGCCGUCUGCAGGAGCUUGGCUGUUUGCAGCUCAGGCACAACGUUGAGGAGCUUGUAGCUGUCGUUGGAAUUGCCAGACCUUCUUUGAUCCUGAUGUUAGUGGUGGUUAGCAAGGGCGCGCUCAACGUAAGAUCAGAUGAGGAUGUUGCGCGGUUACCUGGAACUGAGAGGAACCAUUUUGUUCCGCUUGCCUUUGUUGCUCCUGCUGGUUUCUGUUGGUCGUACAAGGGCGAGCUCCGGUGACAGAAGUGAAGACUUCAGCGGGUGCCUCGCCAACUGCCGAGCGAGUGGGUGCGCAUUUCUCUCGGCUCAAGCGACCAAAGGCGCCAAAGGUUCCACUUGCAUCCCAGAUUGCAUACCGCCUGCGAGCGGUGAGGCCGGUGAGGGGGGAGCCGAGAGCAAACUGCUUACCACCGCUUGGGAGCUGCGGGCGCUGCGAUGGACGUGCAACAGCGAAUGCAAGUACCAGUGCAUGGUCCAGCGGGAGGCCGCCAAGACCGGGGCUGCGCCUGAGAAGUACUAUGGAAAGUGGCCGUUCAAGCGAGUGCUCGGUGCACAGGAACCCGCUUCCCUCCUCCUCUCCCUUCUGAAUCUUCUGGCGCACGCGUAUGGCCUGCUCAGCCUGCGGCGCACCGUUGCGCGGCUGCCGCUGGUUGAGGGCCGCGCCGCGUAUCCGUACACGGGGCUGUGGCACUUGUAUGCAAUUUUCAACAUCAAUGCCUGGCUCUGGAGCGCCGUAUUCCACGCCAGGGACUGCAAGGUAACGGAGCAGCUGGACUACUACUCCGCGGUCGCGCUCCUCGGCUUCUCCCUCAUCGUCGCACUGAUCCGGGCGCUGGGGCUCCGAACCGAGGCGGCGCAAGUGACCGUGUCCGCGCCAAUCAUUGGCUUUACCACGACGCACAUCUUCGCUCUCAUGACCUUCAUUGACGACUACUCAUGGAACAUGAAGGUCUGCCUGACGAUGGGCGCACUCCAACUUGGGACGUGGGCGAUUUGGGGCGUUCGGUCGAGACACCCCAGUCUUCUCAAGCUGCUCGUUGCAAUCUUGGGGGUUGCUGGUGCGACUGCGCUCGAGGUGUUUGAUUUCCCCCCUUAUUUUGGAGUUUUUGACGCGCACUCUCUGUGGCAUGCUGCGACGGUGCCACUUGUGCUACUCUGGUGGAGUUGGGUCAACGAUGAUGCUCGAUACGUCGCUCAAAAGGCUUUGAAAGGCAAAGACGUGGCAGAAAAGGGCAAAACUAGUUAGAAGUCGUGUGGACGUUUGCUUGCACUCUGCGUAUAUAAAAACUCAGGUAAUUGCAACCUUAGCCGUGGUAGUUGAUAGUGUCUAUGUCGGACCCUGCCCUUACAAGCUUGCGGUCUGGCUGCGGCGUUGCAAACGAAUUGGCGAGGAAGACUGGAUAAAUCAAGUCCAAAUGUUGAUGACUGUGUGACACUUUCUAAUGGGACUCGCUUGACGGCCCGCGGCGGCAGCAUCACAUCUCAACGUAGAUUUAUCACAAGGC
Messenger RNA from Klebsormidium nitens, 1679 nucleotides. The record is from the annotation of a GenBank genome assembly. Lineage: Eukaryota; Viridiplantae; Streptophyta; Klebsormidiophyceae; Klebsormidiales; Klebsormidiaceae.